UAAAUAAAUUUUGUAAAUUAUUUUUCAAAAAGAUAUUGAAGAUCUGGCCGGUAUCUUAAGAUCACUACAAAUACUCCUGUUACGAUUUUCAGUAUUUGAUAAACCCUUCUCUCUCUUCCGCCCUAAAUUAAUCUUUCCUUUUUUUUUUUCUCUCUCUAAAGUUUGGUGCUUUUUGCCCUGCAACUGGUAGUGUGAGAAACAACAUGGGUGGCGGCGGUAACUAUAAUUCGUGGUCUUCUUCUUCAUCUGAGAAGGACUCAUGGGCAGGACACAAUUCCCCACACGAAUCAACUAAAUCCGGCGUUUCCAGGCGAUUCGCUUCUGGUGAUGAUGAUGAUGAUGAGGUUUGGAGCGAAAAGAAUUACGAAGGAAUUCCAGAUAUGAAUUACUGCACUAGUUCGAUAAUGGAGGAAGCUUCUGAGAGGCAGAGAAUUAAGUUUUAUGAUGAGGUUUGGAGUAGUUAUCAGGGCUUUCCAACUAUCCACAAAUUGGAUCAGGCUAAAGCUAAACUUUUGAGUUAUACUCCGGGUUCGUGGGCAGAAAUAGAAGAUGGAGUGGAUUUGAGCGAGUACAAAGUACCGAAAACUACUUCGCUCUUACUAAUUGGUCCAAAGGGUUCGGGCAAGAGUAGCCUUGUUAACAAAAUUUCUCGAGUUCUUGACAAGGACUUGUUCACUUUGGAAAGAGCUCAAGUAACAUAUAACUCUCCUACUGAAGAUGGGACCUGUUUCCUGCAUGAGUACAUGAUCCCGAGAAAAUCGGGUUCUUUUUCUUUGUACGACACACGCAGUUUGUCCGAUGAUUUGUCUGAAAAUCGGGAAUUGUUCAACGUUUGGAUGACAAUGGGUGUUUGUGAUGGGGAACUUGUCACUAGGAAUUCGGACAGUACGGAUUUCAAAGCUCGAUUGAAGUGUAAGUCUCGGAGGAGACGUUCUACAAGUUAUAAGGUGAGGGCAGUUGACUUUGUCGUAUUCGUUGUGAAUGCGGUCUCUGUGUUGGAAUCAAUCGACAGUCUUGAUGAAAAUAAGAAGCGGUACUCUCAACUGAUUGCCGAAAAUUUCAAAAAUCCAUUGCUGUCAUAUAAAGACGACAAGCCAGUUGUUGCAGUAACACAUGGAGAUAUAUUGUCGGUUUCCGACCGUGUUAGAGUACGUAUUCAUCUGGGAGAGAUCUUAGGCAUUCCUCCAACAACACAAGUUUUUGAUAUUCCAGAGUGCGACGAUCUUGCGACAGAGUUGACAAUUGCUGAGAUGUUGACUUUUUGCCUUGAUCGUGCUGACAGAAAUCUUCCUACCAAAGAACCGUCUGAGUGGGAUGUAAGGAUCGGAGGUUUGAUCGUGUGGAUCGUGUGGACGGUUCUGAUAAUGGCUUUUCUCCUCUUGAAGAAACUUUCUGGUUUCCUAUCUUGAUCCAUGGAUCUCUACUUACCCGUUUGAGUCCAACUAGUUUUUUUUUUCUUUUUUAGGAGUAUGCAUGCUACUACAAUUCCUAAUUAUUGUUGAUUUAGGAAUUUUUUUCCAUCCAAUUAUUGACUAGUUUAAAUUAAUAUAUUUUUUAGGAUUUGAUUUCUCUUGAAUAAAUUUUGGGAGUUGGUAUUAAAUUUCAGUUAAAUUUCACUCUGUUU
Erythranthe guttata (spotted monkey flower) is the source of this 1624-nucleotide messenger RNA. RefSeq lists its product as uncharacterized. Lineage: Eukaryota; Viridiplantae; Streptophyta; Magnoliopsida; Lamiales; Phrymaceae. The record is from RefSeq and is a predicted model, not a curated record.